AUGCCGGACACACCUAUAUCUUCUGAAGUGCUGUCUGUCCCAAUUGUAUCAAGCCUCGAGCAAAGUUCAGGUUCCCACUGGCUCGAGCGUGCAUGUCCGGUUGAGGAUGAAAAUGCAGCCAAAGUUUGCUCAAUGCCAGAACAAACUUUAAACACGGAUUCAGAUUUUGAGAAAGCGUAUGUUAUGGACACAUUGGAUAUCAUGUCUGCAUCCUCGUUGCACAUCGCUGGUGAAGAUGGCAAUCUGAGGCAUAGCGCUGAAGCACUGACAGGACUCAGUGCAAGCAGUGACUUUUCACUGCCACCUGACCUAUGUAAGAAGAAGCAGAAGAAGGCAGGAAAAAUCUGUAGGUUCUGCAAGAAUACCUGGAAGGCUGUGAAGAAAACCUUCACCCGCCCAAGCAAUAGAGUUGAGCCUAUUGUACUGCCACAAAGAUCUCCAUCUUAUGAAAAACUGUUUGAGCCCACUGAUGGAGAUGUUCUGUCUUACUAUACAUUGAAUAAUAUCCUGGGAAAGGGAGGAUUUGGAAUGCCUGGCCAUCCCAAACCUCUGAUUACCGAAGUGGCUCUGAUGCUUAAGAUGAGCAAAGCUCCCUUAAGCCCAAAUGUGAUCAGAAUGUUUGAAUGGUUUGAAGACCCCAAGGAUGUAACAGUGAUUAUGGAGUACCCUAAGCCCUGCCUAAGCUUAUGGAGAUAUCUCUCAGAACCACUGAGUGAAAACGCAGCACGUGUUUUAAUGCGUCAAGCAGUACAGGGAGUGAUCGACUGCAUUGACCACGGCGUGUUUCACACCGACAUCCAUCCGGGCAACAUUCUGGUCCACACGAGCACACUGGAGCUCAAGUUGAUUGACUUCGGUUGUGGUCAGCUGUUGACUACUGCUGGCUACGAUAUAAGUCAGUAUAGAGGAGUACCAGACUACUGCGGUCUUUAACGAGUGCAGGUAUCAGGCCAUCCCUGUAAACGUCUGGAGUCUAGGUUUGGUUCUGUAUAAAAUGGUCAACGGGCGUAUAAGUAUGCCGUUUGAAAACUCAAAGAAAGUCCAGUUUGUGAAUCCCGA
Messenger RNA from Paramisgurnus dabryanus, 1059 nucleotides. The record is from RefSeq and is a predicted model, not a curated record. Lineage: Eukaryota; Metazoa; Chordata; Actinopteri; Cypriniformes; Cobitidae.